Phanerochaete carnosa HHB-10118-sp is the source of this 411-nucleotide messenger RNA. RefSeq lists its product as uncharacterized. Lineage: Eukaryota; Fungi; Basidiomycota; Agaricomycetes; Polyporales; Phanerochaetaceae. The transcript is spliced from 2 exons. The record is from RefSeq and is a predicted model, not a curated record. The coding region runs from base 1 to 411 and encodes 136 amino acids.
AUGGGAGACACUAUCAAUUCUACCACUUUGCCCGAUGUCGCCUCCGAAGCUCUCCGUGACUGCGUGCCCAUAGAGUUUUCUGCCGACAGCCUUGUCGCCCACGCAGACUUCAUCACUGACUCGGUCACAUCCACGACCAUCAUCGGUGGUUUGUAUACAGAACUAGUCACCUUUGCUGAGCAAGCCUCUGCUUCUCUCCACGAGGUUGUGCUCGCUGCCAUUCGCAUCUUGCAUCUGCGCUACUCUGCCCCAGUCCUGUCAGCAACUAACAAUCCAACUGGACUGAGCUAUGACAAUGCUGAGGAGACAGACGAGAGGAGUGUGAUCACGACAGGAGUCAAGAAUUUCUUCGACUUCCCAUUCUUCCUCGCCAUUUACAAGGUCAGGGACUACCGAUUUACGUCGCUGUGA